Aedes albopictus (Asian tiger mosquito) is the source of this 1812-nucleotide messenger RNA. RefSeq lists its product as uncharacterized. The record is from RefSeq and is a predicted model, not a curated record. The coding region runs from base 32 to 1453 and encodes 473 amino acids. Gene Ontology annotation, molecular function: nucleic acid binding. The transcript has 2 exons. Gene Ontology annotation, biological process: DNA integration. NCBI's taxonomy places the organism in Eukaryota, Metazoa, Arthropoda, Insecta, Diptera, Culicidae.
AGCAGAAGUUCACAUCCUAAGACAUGUCCAAAUGGAAGCUUUUCCGGAUGAAGUUGCGACGUUGCAGAACAAUCAAACCUUGACGGAAGACAAGCGGGAAACGAUCGACAGAUCGAGCAUUAUAUACCAACUAAUGCCGAUGAUGGAUAAGCAGGGGUUGAUGCGGCAGAACAGCCGAAUUGCACCAGCGAAGAAUCUCCAUUACAGCGUGCGUUUUCCAGUUAUCCUACCAAGGAAGCAUCGCUGCACAGAGCUUAUCGUCGAACAAUAUCAUCGCCUCUAUCGCCAUGCAAACUCCGAGACAGUGGUGAACGAAGUUCGUCAAGUAUACGUCAUACCGAAACUUCGAUCUGUGGUGAAAGCAGUUAGCCGAAGCUGCCAAUUCUGCAAGGUUCGUAAAGCACUUCCGACUAUACCUCCGAUGGCUCCGCUGCCCCAAGCGCGAUUAGCAAUCAGUGUUCGUCCAUUUAGCUACGUCGGAGUGGACUAUUUCGGUCCACUGCUAGUUAAACAGGGUCGCGCGAACGUAAAAAGGUGGAUUGCGCUCUUCACCUGCCUGACCGUCCGCGCUGUCCACCUCGAGGUGGCCUACAAUCUAUCAGCAGCAUCGUGCGUUUCCUGCAUCCGAAGAUUUGUCUGUCGUCGUGGAGCACCAGUGGAGUUCUUCAGCGACAAUGCUACGAAUUUCAGAGGGGUUGAUCGAUCGCUGCGUGAACAGAUCAACGAAGGAGUAACGGCGACCUUCACCAGCGCGAACACGAAAUGGACGUUCAUUCCGCCAAGCGCUCCGCACAUGGGCGGUGCGUGGGAGCGCCUCGUCCGCUCAGUGAAGGUAGCGAUUGGGGAUGCGUAUACCGAAGGGAAACUCAACGAUGAAGGGCUGCAUACUGUUAUCGUGGAGGCAGAGGGAAUUGUAAAUACUAGACCACUUACAUACCUACCGCUUGAUUCCGCGGAAUCCGAGGCUCUCACCCCGAACCACUUUCUGCUGGGCAGUUCCAAUGGAAUCAAGCAGCCAAGCGUGGACAUAGAGUCUCAGCAAGGAACCUCUAGGGAUUCUUGGAACCAUAUCCAGCGGAACCUGAAUCGAUUUUGGCAACGCUGGCUGAAGGAGUAUCUUCCAGUGAUCCGCAAACAGUCGAAAUGGUUUGAGGAGUCUCGAUCAGUGAAAGCCGGGGACCUCGUACUGAUAGCGGACGAAGGCCGGUAUCGAAACUGGCGGUACUCGAUGUUAGGAGUGAUUGUACGGUCAACGAGACCAGUGGACCGCACCCGGGGGAGGAUGUUACCACAGGGACAUCGAGAACUGGCAACACGGUCGUCCAAAUGUCAGAUCGCGAGCUACCGAUCUUUGUGUGAUGAAAUGUCUACGGCUGCUCUACGGCUGAAAUGUCAGUCAGACAUUCGUCUAUCGUUACUUCACCAAUUUGCACAUGCGGUCCAUUGUUCUUAAUAUUAGAGAUUAAAUUUGAUAGCCCUAGUUAAACCUACAGUGAAUUUGUUAAUUACUACUUAUAUACUUACAUACUAGCUUAACCUAAAUUGAACUAAAGCUAGAAAGGUAAUAUAUACAAAGGGAACAUAUGUAACAUGCGAUAUUUACAAAAACUUUUAUUAUGUAGGGUUACACCUAAUCGUACCGUAAAGGGCGUUGAUUGAAAGGCCAUUGUGUAUUUAACAAAGCGCCACUGAAAUGUAAGUUAUAUUACCCUUAAACCUACUUAUCAACUAAUUUAUGCAUUAAAUUUACAGUUUGAAGCACGAAAAUAUAGCUGUUCGAAAUCAGUGUGCGGUCUUUCAUUUCUCGGCGCC